CUUCUGUCUGCUACCUAAGCUGCUGAGCAGGAGAUGGCCGAGGACCCAGGCUCCGGCAGGCCUGCAGGGAGCAUACCGCCGCAACUCCAUGUCGCAGUCAGGGCUCGUGUCUUCAGCUCUGCCGCUUGGAUAUGAUGGCUGCCACAGCUCUGUCCUGGUGCCUGGGCCUCUCCGUCAUCCUCCUGUGCCCGGCUACACCUCGGGCGUCUGCAGAGGUGAAGGACUGUCCCCAUCUCGAGUGCUUCUACAACUCCAGAGCCAAUGUCUCCUGCGUGUGGAGCCGGGAAGAGGCCCUUCAGGCCACCUCCUGCCACAUCCAAGCCAAGUCGAGCGGCCGGACCUGGAAUGAAACCUGUGAGCUAUUUCCCGUGAGGCAGGCAUCCUGGGCCUGCAACCUGAUCCUCGGGGACCUAGAAUUCCAAUCACUGACGGCUGCAGAUACCCUCAACAUAAGCGUGGUGUGCUGGGAAGGGAAGGGUUGGCGCAGGGUGAAGACCUGUAAAUUUAAGCCCUUUGAGAACCUCCGCCUGGUGGCCCCUCACUCACUCCAAGUUCUACACAUUGAAACCCAGAGCUGCAACAUAAGCUGGGAGGUCUCUCAGGUCUCUCACUACAUUGAUAGAUACUUGGAAUUUCAGGCCCGGACACGUUCCCUGGGCCAAAGCUGGGAGGAUGCACGCCUGCUAAGCCUUCAGCAGAGACAGCAGUGGAUCAACCUGGAGACGCUUACCCCCGACACCUCAUACGAGCUCCAGGUGCAGGUCAGGGCCAAACGAGGUGAACACAGCACCUGGAGCCCCUGGAGCCAGCCCCUGGCCUUUCGGACAAGGCCAACAGAUUCCGGGAAGGAGACCCUGGCCCUACCAUGGCUCAGACACCUUUUACUGAGCCUUGGGUGUGCUUUUGGCUUCUUGGUCUGUGUCUACGUCUUAGUCAAGUGCCAGUACCUCGGCCCAUGGCUGAAGACAGCUCUCAAAUGCCACGUCCCAGACCCCUCUGAGUUCUUCUCCCAGCUGAGCUCCCAGCACGGAGGAGACCUUCAGAAAUGGCUCUCCUCGCCCUUCCCCUCAUCCUCCUUCAGCCCAGCUGGUCCUGCCCCUGAGAUCUCUCCACUAGAGGUGCUGGAGGGAGACACCAAGGCCAUGCAGCUGCUCCUGCUACAGCAGGACACAGCCCCCUCACCCUCGCCCAGCGGCCACUCCCAGACCAGCUGCUUCACCAACCAAGGCUACUUCUUCUUCCACCUGCCCAACGCCUUGGAGAUCGAGUCCUGCCAAGUGUACUUCACGUACGACCCCUGCGCGGAAGAAGAAGAAGACGUGGAGGAGGAUGGGCCUGGGCGGCCCGAGGGAUCUUCCCUCCCUCCUCUGCUCCCUCUGGCUGGGGAAGAGGAUGACUACUGUGACUUCCCACCCAGAGAGGACCUGCUGCUUUUCUCCCCCAGCCUGGGCACCCCCAACACUGCCUUUGGGGGCGUAGUCGCCCCGGAAGAGAAGCCUGCCCUCUCCCUGCAGGAAGGACUUCCCCCCCUCCCAUCUCCUGACCUGAUGAUGGGCUUGCAGUGCCCUCCGGAGCUGGUGCAGGGAGGUGAUGGAGAGGGGCUGCCUGCUGGAAGCUCGGGGGAGCAAGCCAGUGUCCCUGAAGGCAGCCCUCGUGAGCAAGGCCAGGACACGGCCCGGGCCUCCGAGCUGCCUCCAAACACUGAUGCCUAUCUGUCUCUUCAAGAACUACAGGCCCAGGAUCCCGCCCACCUGGUGUAGACUAGGUCAGGUCGGGUUUGAGGGGGACCGGAUGAGGACUGUUCCUGGCUAUCCGCACCCCAACACUUAGUCAUCCUCUUCGGAGCUCCACUUGCUGCUCUCUGGUCCACGCAGGAUCUGGGGUGGGGAGGGGCGGUCAGCUCCACCUCCCUCUCUAGUCGUGAGGUCACUAGCUUCCUGUACCUGCCUUGCUCCUGCUCACCUUCACAGAGCAGCCGGAGCCUGCUUCCCCAGACACAGUUGUGCCCACACUCCUCUUCUGUCCUUGAGCUUGCCGUGGCUCCCUACCCCUCCGCACCCUUCCCUGUCCCAACUCUUGCCUCGCCAGCACUGCUGUGGGACAGCUGUCCUCGGGGUGUGACGUGGCUGCUGCUGUCUCAAUCAGAGCAGCUGCGUCUACCCAAACUAAGAGAGCCUGCUAAGACUGGUUGCAGCCUGUUGACUGUUGACAUUCUCUCAUAGAAGGAGGGGGAUAGGAAGGGUCACCAGACUGUCACCAGAGAUUCCAGCCACUCUGUUGCCUGCCAUCUCCAGCUAUGUGUAAUUCCGCCCCUGGUGCAUGUGUUCUUGGAAGAUGCCGGCACAUGCCGGGGGUGGUGGUGGUGGGGGGAUUGAUUGAAGUGAGGACUCCAUCUAUGUAGCUAUAGUGACACCAUCCCCUGUUCUGGGGUGGGAGUUUCUGUGAUGCAGCUGUUUUGGAGUCCCCUAGGCUCCUGUAAGUAAGCCUCUAAGACUCAAAGGUUCACCAAGCUGGACUUGUGGAUUCCUGCCUUUGAUGCCAUAUAUGAGAGAAGUAGAUAUCCGUUCAUGUAUUCCCCCCACCCCGCCACUCUCCCCCAAAAAAGCAUACACAACAAGCACUGUGUCAGCAUUGUGUCCUUUGUGGAAACCUCACAAGGAUCCCACGGGGUCCCCUGGAGUCCCCCUCUUGAGUGACACCCAUUGGGGCACUGUUUGUUGUGCCUCCCCUAGGUGACAAACGUCCCUCACCUUCACCUGUAAGUCCUGCUUCCAAGGGCAGUGCGGCUUCCCUAGCACACUCACACUUCCCUGGUCCACACUAGAAGGAGUUGAUGGGGAUAAUGCCUGCCCCAUCUUCCUUCUUUGGAGCUGUCUCUUGACCUCCCAGGGAUGGGCUCAGCGUGAACACAAAUACCUACGCGCCAGCGGCUGAUGUAUCUUCCCACGCCCACCUCAUCAGUUCACGAGGGAGCCUGCAGGAAGGUUAGCGCCACCUAGUCCCAGCAGCCCAGGCAAAGAGAACACCUAUGCCUAGGUGUCCCAUCUCACCCUCAGAGGAGAGUGCUGCUCUCUAAGGCAGCUCCUCCAGCACAGGUCUCAGUGUCUGUCACUGCUCCAGGGUUGGUGGCACCAUGCUGAUCAGUCAGAUCCUAUCUCCUAAGGGAAGCAGAAACCCAGGCCUAGCUAAUGGAUGCCCUGUCCACAGUGCCUGCCUCAUGGUUCCUGCUCAUACUCAUUGGCUGCCUGGCCAGACCACAGGCCUACAAGCUGAUUGGCAGCCUGAGCAUAGAGGGUCUGUCACAGAGGCUGGGCCUGAUCUAACCAAGCAGAUUAUCUCUCCAUCAGAUGUCCUGGGAGCUGGUGCUUGAGACAAGGCCCCAAAGCUUAGCAAGAAAGGAUGAGCCAAUGCAGAGGGUGUUCGGGUCCCAUGCAAGAGUUUUCCUGCCUACCAGGGUUCAGAAGUCCUGCUUCCUUCUGUAUGAAAUCCCACACAUCCCCUCCUGCCACAGGAUGCUGUCUGCGGCCAUCCUCCUCUGUCUCAAUAAUGGAUUAGACCCAAACUUCGCAUCCAUACUCUUGACUGUGUAUCCUGGGCAAAUGUAAACCUUUGGAAUUCCUUUGCCUUAGCUCCCAAACAGAAGUAGAACUUAUUUCCACUGUCUGAAGAGGCCUGAGGAGGAUUUGGUUCUCUCUCUUUUAAUGAUCUGUGCAUGCCGUCUUUGUAAUUAUUCCCUAAGAAGUUUUUAACUCCUUCUUUUUUUUUUUUGUUUGUUUAAAUACACAUAUUUAAAGACUUUUCAUCAUAUCACUUCUGUGGCUGGAAAACUCAAUCUUUCUAUAAA
Messenger RNA from Peromyscus maniculatus bairdii (prairie deer mouse), 3844 nucleotides. It is a transcript of the gene Il2rb, whose product is annotated as interleukin 2 receptor subunit beta. Gene Ontology annotation, biological process: immunoglobulin mediated immune response; cytokine-mediated signaling pathway. NCBI's taxonomy places the organism in Eukaryota, Metazoa, Chordata, Mammalia, Rodentia, Cricetidae. Gene Ontology annotation, cellular component: external side of plasma membrane. The record is from RefSeq and is a predicted model, not a curated record. Gene Ontology annotation, molecular function: cytokine receptor activity; interleukin-2 binding.